GUUUCUAUCUCUGGGAGGGCAGCUGAGUCGGCGGCGGCGGCGGCGGCGGUAGGGACGCCGGCUGAGGGGGCGCUGAGGCGUGAGCUGUGGCGGCGCUGGGCGCCCCUCGCUCCUCGGCCUCUGGGGGCCAUGGGCUCCGAGAAAGACUCCGAGUCGCCGCGGUCUACAUCCCUACACGCGGCUGCGCCCGACCCCAAGUGCCGCAGCGGCGGCCGGCGCCGGCGCCUCACCUUCCACAGCGUCUUCUCCGCCUCGGCCCGUGGUCGCCACGCCCGGGCCAAGCCGCAGGCCGAGCCGCCACCCCCGGCCGCGCCGCCGCCGCCCGCCCCGGCCCCUGCCGCGGCCCAGGCCCCGCCGCCUGAGGCGCUGCCCGCCGAGCCGGCCGCCGAGGCCGAGGCGGAGGCCGCGGCGACGGCGGGGCCCGGGUUAGACGAUGAGGAGGCGGCGGAGGGCGGCGGCUCGGGCCCGGAGGAGGUGGAGUGUCCGCUGUGCCUGGUGCGGCUGCCGCCCGAGCGGGCCCCGCGCCUCCUCAGUUGUCCGCACCGCUCGUGCCGGGACUGCCUCCGCCACUACCUGCGCCUGGAGAUCAGCGAGAGCCGGGUCCCCAUCAGCUGCCCCGAGUGCAGCGAGCGACUGAACCCGCACGACAUCCGGCUGCUGCUCGGCGAUCCACCGCUCAUGCACAAGUACGAGGAGUUCAUGCUGCGCCGCUACCUGGCCUCGGACCCCGACUGCCGCUGGUGCCCGGCCCCGGACUGCGGGUAUGCUGUUAUUGCCUAUGGCUGUGCCAGCUGCCCAAAGCUGACCUGUGAGAGGGAAGGCUGCCAGACUGAGUUCUGUUACCACUGCAAGCAAAUAUGGCAUCCAAAUCAGACAUGCGAUAUGGCCCGUCAGCAGAGGGCGCAGACAUUGCGAGUUCGGACCAAGCACACUUCAGGUCUCAGUUAUGGGCAAGAAUCUGGACCAGCAGAUGACAUCAAGCCAUGCCCACGAUGCAGUGCUUACAUUAUCAAGAUGAAUGAUGGAAGCUGUAAUCAUAUGACCUGUGCAGUGUGUGGCUGUGAAUUCUGUUGGCUUUGUAUGAAGGAGAUCUCAGACUUGCAUUACCUCAGCCCCUCUGGCUGUACAUUCUGGGGCAAGAAACCAUGGAGCCGUAAGAAGAAAAUUCUUUGGCAGCUGGGCACAUUGAUUGGUGCUCCGGUGGGGAUAUCCCUCAUUGCUGGCAUUGCCAUUCCUGCCAUGGUCAUUGGCAUUCCUGUUUAUGUUGGCAGGAAGAUUCAUAGCAGGUAUGAGGGAAGGAAAACCUCCAAACAUAAGAGGAAUUUGGCUAUCACAGGAGGAGUGACUUUGUCGGUUAUUGCAUCCCCAGUUAUUGCUGCAGUUAGUGUUGGUAUUGGUGUCCCUAUUAUGCUGGCUUAUGUUUAUGGGGUUGUGCCCAUUUCUCUCUGUCGUGGAGGUGGCUGUGGAGUUAGUACGGCCAAUGGAAAGGGAGUGAAAAUUGAGUUUGAUGAAGAUGAUGGCCCAAUCACAGUGGCAGAUGCCUGGCGAGCCCUCAAGAAUCCCAGCAUUGGGGAAAGUAGCAUUGAAGGUCUAACUAGCGUAUUGAGCACCAGUGGAAGCCCUACAGAUGGACUCAGUGUUAUGCAAGGUCCAUACAGCGAAACAGCCAGCUUUGCAGCCCUCUCAGGAGGCACACUGAGUGGUGGCAUUCUUUCCAGUGGCAAGGGAAAAUACAGCAGGUUAGAAGUCCAAGCCGAUGUCCAAAAGGAAAUUUUCCCCAAAGACACAGCCAGUCUUGGUGCAAUUAGUGACAACGCAAGCACUCGUGCUAUGGCCGGUUCCAUAAUCAGUUCCUACAACCCACAGGACAGAGAAUGCAACAAUAUGGAAAUCCAAGUGGACAUUGAAGCCAAACCAAGCCACUAUCAGCUGGUGAGUGGAAGCAGCACGGAGGACUCACUCCAUGUUCACGCACAGAUGGUGGAGAAUGAAGAAGAAGGUGGUGGUGGCAGUGGCAGCAAUGAAGAGGAUCCCCCCUGCAAACACCAAAGCUGUGAACAGAAAGACUGCCAGGCCAGCAGACCUUGGGACAUCAGCCUGGCCCAGCCCGAGAGCAUCCGCAGUGACCUGGAGAGCUCUGAUACGCAGUCCGACGAUGUGCCAGACAUCACCUCGGAUGAGUGUGGCUCCCCUCACUCCCAGGCUGCAGCCUGCCCCUCAACACCCAGAGCCCCAGGUGCACCGAGCCCAAGUGCCCAUAUGAACCUCUCUGCCCCAGCUGAGGGGACGACUGUCUUGAAGCCAGAAGAUGCAGAAGCCAGAGUAUGAAGUGGAAUAAAUGCUCCUGUUAUGAGAAGCACACUUAUGCACCUGCUCCUUGUCUUCCUGGCCUGUGCUUUACUACAAUGAGGAUGAUGAGUCUGGACAACAGCCAUCUUGGAAGAUUCUUAUCUCUUGGGCACUUCAACCAGACUUAGCACGUUGUCCUGCACCUGGGACAAGAGGUGCUGUUAGUGGACUUUGGGUCUCUAGAAGAAUGACCAAGAGGGUGUCGUUGUGUGAAAAAGGGAACUUGUUGGGAAAAGGGGCAGACUGUAUGGAAAUCUCUGAAAUGCAAAUUAUCAACUCAAGACUUGUAUUUCUCUUGAAGCAGCAUGAAGAGAGCAAUUAACUUGGAUAAAAUCAAGGAAGUUCUUUUGGAGGGGCAGGAGUUUACAGCCAAACCUGUAUUAUUAUUAUUUGUGUGUGUGUGUGUGGUAUGCGGGCCUCUCACUGCUGUGGCCUCUCC
Messenger RNA from Physeter macrocephalus (sperm whale), 2788 nucleotides. It is a transcript of the gene RNF19B, whose product is annotated as ring finger protein 19B. The transcript has 10 exons. Gene Ontology annotation, molecular function: ubiquitin conjugating enzyme binding; zinc ion binding; ubiquitin protein ligase activity. Gene Ontology annotation, cellular component: ubiquitin ligase complex; cytoplasm; cytolytic granule. Gene Ontology annotation, biological process: protein polyubiquitination; positive regulation of proteasomal ubiquitin-dependent protein catabolic process; ubiquitin-dependent protein catabolic process. Bases 130 to 2328 code for a protein of 732 amino acids. The record is from RefSeq and is a predicted model, not a curated record. NCBI's taxonomy places the organism in Eukaryota, Metazoa, Chordata, Mammalia, Artiodactyla, Physeteridae.